AGCCUGACUAGGAGAAGGGGCCGCGCCCGCCAUGGAGCUGUACGGGAAGAUGGCCACCGCUCAGGACGCCCGGUCUGGCCAGAAGGACUCCUCCGACCAGAACUUUGAUUACAUGUUCAAGCUGCUCAUCAUCGGCAACAGCAGCGUGGGCAAGACCUCCUUCCUGUUCCGCUACGCCGACGACUCCUUCACGUCCGCUUUCGUCAGCACCGUGGGCAUCGACUUCAAAGUGAAGACUGUGUUCAAGAACGAGAAGAGAAUCAAGCUUCAGAUCUGGGACACGGCGGGCCAGGAGCGGUACCGGACCAUCACCACGGCCUACUACCGCGGGGCCAUGGGCUUCAUCCUGAUGUACGACAUCACCAACGGGGAGUCCUUCAACGCCGUGCAGGACUGGUCAACUCAGAUCAAAACAUACUCUUGGGAUAACGCGCAGGUGAUCCUGGUGGGGAACAAGUGUGACAUGGAGGACGAGCGUGUCGUCUCGGUGGAGAGGGGCCGGCGAUUGGGAGAACAGCUUGGGUUUGAGUUUUUUGAAACAAGCGCCAAGGACAACAUCAACGUCAAGCAGACAUUCGAGCGCCUGGUGGACGUCAUCUGCGACAAAAUGUCAGAGAGUCUAGACACUGAUCAGGCCGCCACCGCUGCGAAGCAGAGCGCGAGGCUCAAGGAGACGCCUCCCCCGCCGCAGCCCGGCUGUGGCUGCUAACCCCUCACGGGCAGCGGGGCCUGGCCACCAGCCAGCAGCAUCCACAGAAGGCCGGCAGCCUGCACUCACUGCCUCAGAGACGGGGAGAGCUGUGUGUCGAUGGCUGUUCCAUGCACUGAAUGCUUGGGCAACUCCCUGAGUGGAAAUGGGGCAAAUACGUGAUCUUAAAUCCACGAGACUCCACUCACACACACCUGGUAUUUGCAUGUGAUUUGUUCUUUGUCUUCUAGGGUCUUUAUGUUUCAGAUUUCUUCUCAGACUAGGCUACUGCUGGGACCUCAGGCUGUAAAUUCACUUCUGCUGACUUUGGUGCCACGGGUUCGAAUCCGCUGGUCACUGGAGGGGAUGGUAACAAGGCGUUGCUGUGUCGGGAGGGGAGACGGGAGAUCUCAGCAUACCUUGUUUGCUUUACUCUUAAUUGAAAAUCAAGUGGGCACAGGACUCAUACUUUCCGAGUAAAUUACCGUUUUCAGGGCAGGUGACUGU
Messenger RNA from Eptesicus fuscus (big brown bat), 1195 nucleotides. It is a transcript of the gene RAB3C, whose product is annotated as RAB3C, member RAS oncogene family. The transcript is spliced from 5 exons. The record is from RefSeq and is a predicted model, not a curated record. Gene Ontology annotation, biological process: protein localization to plasma membrane; protein secretion; regulation of exocytosis. Gene Ontology annotation, molecular function: GTP binding; GTPase activity. Bases 32 to 709 code for a protein of 225 amino acids. NCBI's taxonomy places the organism in Eukaryota, Metazoa, Chordata, Mammalia, Chiroptera, Vespertilionidae. Gene Ontology annotation, cellular component: endosome; plasma membrane; synaptic vesicle.